CAAAAUUCAUCGCCACACCAAUAAAAAAAAAACCUUCCAUAUAUAAGUCGUAAAUAUUGUUCUCUAUAUCACAUUGUACAUUGGUCUUUAGAAGCUACAACUCUUGCUAUAAUAUUUUGAGUCAAGAAAAAGAUUAGGGCUUGUCCCCCUCGAAGACACACAUACAAAGGAUCGUUUUUGUCGCGAAAAUAAAGAAGAAAAAAUGGGAAUCGAAGGGACACUUGAUUUCUUGUCGGAUGUGUUUAGCGCUGCCCGAAGGAAGAAAAAGAGGCAGCUCAACAAAGUCGAUCUCAAGGUUCGAAUGGAUUGCGAAGGUUGCGGCCAUAAUGUUAAGAAUGUUCUCUCCACCCUCAAAGGAGCAAGAUCGGUGGAGGUGGACUGGAAGCAGCAGAAGGCGACGGUGUACGGAUUUGUCGACGCGAAGAAGGUUCUAAGGAAGGCGAAGAGGAUGGGGAAGAAGUGCGAGCCGUGGCCUUAUGUGCCUUACGAGCUGAUGGCGCAUCCCUACGCCCCGGGAGUCUACGACAAGAAGGCUCCUGCUAAUCACGUGAGGGGCACGGACGAGCCCGGCGUCGGCACUCUCAACCCUGUCGAGGAGAAAUACGCCCAAAUGUUCAGCGAUGACAACCCCCACGCCUGCUCUAUUAUGUAGAUAUAUAUACAUAUACAUAUAUAUAUAUAUAUAUUGUAGACUCUCUCUCUCACUCUCUCUCUCUCUAUAUAUAAUAUAUAUAGGUAUGUAUGUUUGUGUGUUUAAGGGUGUGUUUCUUUUGAUGAGUUUGGAAAAAAAAUUAUUUUCGAUUUGACAUAAAAAUAAUAUUUGAUGUGA
This is a messenger RNA of Andrographis paniculata, 829 nucleotides long. Its product is annotated as heavy metal-associated isoprenylated plant protein 24-like. Gene Ontology annotation, molecular function: metal ion binding. Lineage: Eukaryota; Viridiplantae; Streptophyta; Magnoliopsida; Lamiales; Acanthaceae. The record is from RefSeq and is a predicted model, not a curated record. Bases 203 to 652 code for a protein of 149 amino acids. The transcript has 2 exons.